AUGGAUGAACCUAAAUACAAGAAAGCACAAACUUAUCACAGUAGCAAGUCGAACGCGCCGCUCAACGGGAGUCAAAUAGAAGCAGCCAUUAAGAUUAAAACGGAAGGGAAUUCGAAACGAAUUUUUAAGAGAUCGGGUAGAUGCCCGUGCUUCAGCCGGCCGGAAACACCUACGCAUCAUGGUAGCGUGCGAGGUGAUGCUCAGCGAUGGGAACGACCACCUCACGAGACUUCUUUCAACAGAGUUGAAAAAUGCACAGAUUUACCAAAAGAAAUUGAAGAUGAUUUUAUUUCAAUCAAAGGAGACUAUGAUUAUCCAUUAUAUUUAUCUGAAAAAGAAGAAUGGAUCAAUUAUAAAAAUAUUGAAAACAAAGAAGAUAAAAUAAAAGUUUAUGGACCCUUUUUAAUAUGUGAAUUGAAUAGAUUCGUACCUUAUUUAGAAGGUAAAAAUAUAAAAUUUCAUCCUCUUAAUAUGCCUUAUAUUAGAAUAGGAAAAAUUAAUAUAAUGGGAUUUGUAGUAUGUGAUUCUGAAGAUGCUAAAUAUUAUCGGUAUCAAGUUGAUGAUGGAACAGGAACCAUCACUAUUUUUUAUGAUAAAAAGUUUUUUGCAAAAAGUGUUGCGCUAAGAAGAAAAAUUGAUAAAAAGUAUUAUAAUUUAUCAAAUAAUGUAAAAAAAAACAUGAAAAUAUUAAAAAAUCAAAAAUGCCCAAAAAAAUUUCCAAAUCCAAGACCAAAAUUUUUUUAUCCUCCUAAUACAAGUAUACAUGAUAUGGCUAUUUUUGAAUAUAACUGGUCAUUGGAAACAAAUAAUGGGACAUUGGGUGAAGAGAUACAACGUUGUAAUUAUAUAUAUGCAUUAGGUUAUUGUACACUUGACUUUUUGCAUAAAAAUAAAGCAAAGACAGAAAUUACAUUUACAGAUAUAUCCCAUGCAAAAAUAAAUUUCAUUGCAACUAGAAUUAUGUGUUUAACUGAACAACAAUAUAAUAAAAAGUUGCUUUCAUGGAUUCACAAUGAUGUCAGAAAAAGAUAUGAUGAACAACUAAAUGAAUCCAAAUCGUAGAAAAAUACAAAUUUAGAAAAUUUAAUGUUACAAUAUUAUACAUUUUUUAAAAGGUAGAAUAAGGAAGAAUUAAUAUGAUAUUCAAUAUGUCAUCAAAAAGCGUUUAUUUAAAAUUGAUGAAUGUUUCAUUCAUAUGUUUAAUAUUAAAAAAAUUUUAUCUAUUAAUUGAAUAAGAAAUUUAUGUUUUUUUAAUGUUUUAUAUUAUUCAGUGAUUAUAUAGCAACUUUUGCAUUAUUGUAUUGUAUUUAAAGUAUAAGGAUUUUCUUCUUUUAAUAAAUGCUCAAUUGUA
This is a messenger RNA of Apis mellifera (honey bee), 1351 nucleotides long. RefSeq lists its product as uncharacterized. The coding region runs from base 1 to 1062 and encodes 353 amino acids. The record is from RefSeq and is a predicted model, not a curated record. The transcript has 9 exons. NCBI's taxonomy places the organism in Eukaryota, Metazoa, Arthropoda, Insecta, Hymenoptera, Apidae.